Molecule: messenger RNA, 2533 nt
Organism: Manihot esculenta (cassava)
Lineage: Eukaryota; Viridiplantae; Streptophyta; Magnoliopsida; Malpighiales; Euphorbiaceae
Product: phytosulfokine receptor 1
Exons: 1
Coding region: 411-2459 (682 amino acids)
Molecular function (GO): protein binding
Source: RefSeq, a predicted model, not a curated record
AGUUGAGAUUGUUAGAUGAGUCAUGGGUGCAGUAUGUCGAUCAUUGAUCUUUUCCCAGAAGUUCAAAACGAACCCGUCAAAUUAUUUUGGAUUCUCACUUAGUUCAAUAGCGACUUGUUUUGGAUUUAUCAGAGGAAGCAACGUGGUUUGAAAGUCCAAGCCAUUGAUGGAAAGCACAGCCGCACAGGAACCAGAAGCUUUAUGAAAGUCUUCGUUGCUCAGAUAACGAGUGUUGAAGACUAAACAACCAUUUAUGUUUUUCAGUAAAUGUCAAACUGGUGGCCCCACAAAAUGGAGAAAUUCUUGUUUGACACCACCAUCAAAGUUAGCAGAUACAAUAUAAUCAUCACAUAAUCCUCAAAACAAAGAAAAUCACCCAGUUUUCCGAUAUCUUGUCAGAUCAGAGUACCAUGAACUUGUCAAAAUUCUAUUUGUGCUCUAUCCUGGUAGCACUCUGUUUCCAGGCCAGGAUGGCCUGCAAUUCAAAUGAAAUAUCAGCUCUGAAUGGUUUCUCCAAUUGUUUGACAUCAAAGAUUGAAGCUUGGAAUAGCUUCACCGCUGAUUGCUGUGCUUGGAAUGGUGUCACCUGCGACAAUUCCACUAGUUUAAGCAGAAGGGUCAUUGGACUAGAACUUGGGAGCAAGAGACUCACUGGAACAGUCUGCGAGUCCUUGGCAGAAUUGGAGCAUCUCAGAAUCCUGAACCUCUCCAAUAAUUUUCUCCACGGCACCAUUCCAAGUAAAUUGUUCAGUCUGCAGAACCUGGAGGUUCUUGAUCUGAGCAAAAAUAAUUUUGCAGGUCCAAUUCCAGCAGGUGGUGAUUUGCCUUAUGUCAGGUUUAUGGACUUGUCAAAUAAUUAUUUUGCUGGUUCUAUCAAUUCAACACUUUGUGAAAUCUCCCCUCGUAUUCAAGUUCUCAACCUGGCAAGCAACAGUUUCACUGGAGAAGUUUCAAAGGCUUUUGGAAGAUGUAGUUCUCUUCAACAUGUCUAUCUUAAUGGCAAUAGUCUAUCAGGAAGUUUUCCUGAAAGCUUAUUGCACCUGCAGGAUCUUCAGGUAUUGCAUCUUGAAGAUAACCAAUUUUCUGGACCACUGGAUGAUGGAUUAGAUAACCUCUCUAAACUUGUGGAGUUGGAUAUUUCCUACAAUAUCUUUUCUGGAAAUCUUCCUGAUGUAUUUGGGAAGCUUGGAAAGCUAGAGGAAUUCUCUGCACGUACAAAUAAAUUCACUGGCCACAUGCCUGAGUCAUUGGUGAAUUCUCCAUCGCUUAUGACUCUUGCUUUGGACAAUAAUACUCUCAAUGGUGUUAUCAAUAUCAAUUGCUCUGCCAUGAUUAAUCUCGUUUCCCUGUAUCUGGGUUCCAAUAAUUUCCAUGGUCCAAUUCCUGAAACCCUCUCCUCUUGCCACAACUUGAGUAUUCUGGAUCUCAGCGGAGACAAACUCGGUGGAGAGGUUCCUCACAGCUUCAAGAAUCUCCAGGCCUUGACGUCGCUCUCACUUGGAAAUACUAGCAUUGGAAACAUAUCAUCAGCCCUUGGGAUUCUACAAAAAUGCAAAAACUUGACGACUCUAAUAUUGAGUUACAAUUUUCAGGAUGAACAAAUGCCCAGUGACGUGAAUUUGCAGUUUACUAAUCUCAGGGUACUCUUCAUGGAUCAUUGUCAACUCAGAGGAUCAAUUCCACUAUGGCUGAAGGAUUGCAAAAUGCUCAAGCUAUUAAUUCUGUCUUGGAAUCUUUUGGGAGGAAAUUUGCCAUCAUGGCUAGGCAAUUUCAGUGAUCUCUUUUACUUGAAUUUGUCCAACAACUUGUUUACAGGUGAAAUACCAAUAAGCUUGACAGGAUUACAAAGCCUAGCAGACAGGACAAUCUUAAUGGAUGGAAAUUCCACAGGCAUUCCUCUAUACAGGAAGACAGGGGGAUUAGGCAAUUUUUUGCGGUAUAAUAAACUUGGGAGCCAUCCACCAACAUUGGACCUGAGUUACAACAAUCUGGAAGGACCAAUCUGGCCAAGUUUUGGGAACUUGAAAAGAAUUCAUGUUUUAAGACUAAACAAGAAUGAGCUUUCAGGACAAAUUCCAGGUGAUUUGUCUGGAAUGUCAAGCUUGGAAAUUUUGGAUUUGUCCUGUAACAAAUUAUCUGGAGAAAUACCCAGUUCAUUGGUGAAGCUGAGUUUUCUCUCCAAAUUCAAUGUAGCAGAGAACCAAAUUUACGGGGAAAUCCCAAUAGGAGGCCAGUUCUUGACCUUUCCAUGUUCAAGCUUUGAGGGGAACAAUGGUUUAUACGGUGGUGGAGUUUUUGCUUCAUGUCAGCUUGCCCAACAUCCUUCUCCUCCUGCUAUUGAGCCUCCCAGAGAGAAAAUGUCUAUUUUAGGUUUACAGUUUGGGAUAGGUGCUGUAACUGGCUUUGUUCUCACUGUCCUCUUUUGCUUCAUGUCUGGCUGGGUGAUCCCAAAGCCAUAGGCAGAAAGAAGGGACACUAUCAGACACCAACAAAUAGAACUCUGAGUUCUUAUAUAUACACUAUUAAAUUUAAA